AUGCAUACAUUUUUGCAAAAAUGGAUUGCAAUUUUUUUUAAGCUUUUAUAUCAGCUACCGUUUCGCUAUACAACUCGCACGUCGUAUGUAUAGGGAAAGGGAACAUACGUUACGUGAGCACUUAUGGAAAGGUUCCAAGGGGCGCCCUAUUACUAUACCAUUUUAAAGAGCAUUUUUUUCCCCAUUUAACUUUUGUUCAUUUUACGUUCGUUGAGGCGGUUAGUUUGGGAGGCCUUUUUACGUAUCGCUUUUGAGCCCUUUUUACUGCAAACGUUAGUUUUGAAGCUUCCCUUUUUGCCUGCGCUGCUGCCAAAAGUUUAGCCAGCAAAAGUACAACAGGGGAUAUAAAACACACGAACAACGGGGGCAACUGUGCCCACGUAUGUAUGCUAUAUCGCGUGACCCAUAUGUACGCAAGACCGUAGCGAGACUAUCGACUGCCGCAUUUUUCCCGCUUCGGCUCUUCCGCAUCGCCUCUUCCGCUUCGCCGCUUCCCUUUUUUUGGGUGUCAAAUUCACAGCGCGCUGAAGCUUGGAAAAAAGAAAGUCCAAAAAAGAAAACUUUUUCCCCAUUUUAAAUACAUUAUACUAAACAAUGAAGCACAGGUCGCAUUUGAAACAGCAGAAUAAGCAUUUUAAAAAGCUAAAGAGUCAUAAGAAGAAUAAUAAGAGUGCGAAAAAUCAGCAAAAGAAGAAGAAAAAAAAUUUAAUCCAAAAGUACAGCAGCAUAUUACAUCGGGCACUUCAGUCCCAUAACAGCAAAGUGAGCAACAUAAAGAGCGAACUGGAGGAAAAAUCAAAGUACAUCCCCUUCUAUAACUGCUUAAAUAUUUGCCUGUUAGGGUUCCACGAAGAUGCCGAUGUACUCUCAUUUAAGAAAGAGUUUAUAAAAUACCUGUGUGAAAAAAAUGGAGAUAAUGUCAUAACGGACACUAUAAAUUUGUACGACAUAUAUACAGUACACGCAGAAAAAAAAAAAAAAAGAUCGCUUGUAAUUUAUGACAUUCCGAGAGACAUUUACGGAAUUAUAGAUGGAACAAAAUGUGCAGACGUCGUCUUGUGUAUAUUUAAGGAUGGGACAAUUGAAGAUUCUUCGUUCGACGAAUUGGGUUACAACCUUCUUUCGCUUUUAAAAAUACAAGGUGUCCCUUCCGUCAUCGGGGUGGGGUAUAACACGGACGAAAGCAGCAAAUAUUCUCAGAAAUUCGUGACUAGGUAUUUCAACUCUGAGUUUACGCAACAUGAUAAAAUAUUUUUCAUCAACGGGAGUGGCGGCAACACUGACCGCGCAAGCAAGAGUGGAGAUUUUUACAAACUGUACAGCGAAAUUAUGAAUAUGAAAGUACGAAGCGUUUCUUAUCGGGAGGGCAGGGGUUACAUGAUGGUCAAUUCUUAUGCGUACAAUGAGCAGACGGACUCCGUUUAUUUGAAGGGCUUUGUCAAAGGGGCAGGGUUUAAUGUCCAUAACCCUGUGCACAUAACAAACGCGGGUGACUACUACAUUGAUGAUAUAUACGUCAUAGAUGUGAUGACGUCCAAGAGGAGUAGCGGUGAAGAAAAAGCAGAUAAAUUGCUAAAUCGGUUCGGUCAGAGAGACCAAAGUGAAGGAUUUAAUUCCAAUUUUUUAAGUGACAUUCUGAGCAGACAGACGUCCCCCGACGCGAACUUUUACUAUAACUGUAAUAACAUUGACUAUAACUUUUUGCCCAUUCAGAAUUGUAAAAAUAGGUGUAACAUGAAUGAGGAGGAUGACUUAGUGUGCGUACGUCCCUACACCGAGGAGGAGCAUCACAUGCAGUGCGAUAAUUUAAUGACGCUUAUGGAUAGCAGCAGAGCGGAGGUGACCACCGGGAGAGGGCCAAGUGAGAGACUGCCAUGUGAGAGAUUGCCAAGUGAGAGACUGCCAAACAGCAGGGAUGAUCAUUCCAGCGAGGGAGUCGACCUUGUGUAUAAAUUCAAUUUGGACAGUGCAUUAUCCCACGGGGGUAGCAACCAAAAGGGAUGGCUUCACAGCGGCAGUAACGGCGCCACCUGCGUGGAGAAGCCCACUACGUUCAAUGAGUUGUACGCAUCCUCCACCAACUUUAGUAGCAAUAACACGUAUGGAGGCACAGACCAAAGGUGCCAGUCCAACCAUUCGUGGGCACAUGUGUCCAACGAGAAGCACGAAGUGGGGGAAGAUUUCAUAUGCUCAUACAACAGGAGUGAAACGUUGAACGCGAGGAAAUAUUUUCUAGAGAGUACUAAACCGUUUAGGAAAGAGGAAGUUCAUUUAAGAAGCGGGGAGGAAUCACGGGCAAGUAGCUCCGCUGAGGAGAGCGAAGACGACUUGGACGUGGACGACGAAGAGGGGGAUGUCCCCACGAAUGGUGAGAUGACCAAUGCUACGAAUGGCGAGAUGACCAAUGGCACGAAUGAUGACGACCUCGAAAGGGACUCCAACAACUCGGACCACGUCUACCUGUGCAAAAACAUAAGCGCAAAGGAAAGAUUUAAAAAGUACCGAAUUCUUCAGAGCUUCAAGUCGUCCUACAUAGACGUGUACGAGGAUUUACCACUGGCCUACUCACGCAUUUAUGAUUAUGAAAAUUACGAAAAUUUAAGUAAAUAUUCGAAGAAAAAGUUCGUGGAAAACUCCAGAAUUGUAAGGGGGGAAUUCACCGUAACGGAUGCCUACUGUUUAUUUGUUAUAAAAAAUGAUGGGAAGUUGCUGCACUUAAUAAAUGAUAUAAAGAAGAAGAACCUGCCGAUUGUCGUUUCAUCUUUGCUGCCAUAUGAGCGAAAGGUGACCGUCGUCAACAUGGAGGUGGAACGAAUGGCAUCGUAUUCUGAAAAAGUAGAGUCAAAGGAGGUGUUCGAAAUUGUGUGCGGAUUUAGGCAUUUUAUAGGUUGCCCUAUUUUUAGUGAACAAAUUAUUAAGGGGAUACAGUCCAAGGGGAAGUAUGAGAAGCAUUUGAAGCACGGCAAGAAAUAUGUAGCUUCCAUUUUUGGCUUCACGACUGUAACGAAUGCCCCCGUUUUUUUGAUAAAGAGAGUUCCUUCAGGGGGGAAUGCGAACCUGUGUUUUUUGGCAGCACGGGGGGGGGAGUCCGAAAUGGGGUUAAUUGGGCAGUUAGGGGGAAAUACACUCCAGCUGGGACAUUGCCACUACAGUGGAGAAGAACCCAAUGUUGUGCACACUUCUGCUGAUGCGUAUGCGAAUUAUGGGGCCGAUUGUGCGAGUACCACCCCCGUCAUUGUUGCACACGGAAAGGUUGUCAACUGUGACUGCAAGAGGAUAAUUAUGAAGAGAAUAAGCCUGUGUGGAGACAUUUUCAAAAUUCAUAAAAAGAAAGCAGUCAUUCGAAACAUGUUUUAUAGGCCGGAGGACAUAAAUUAUUUCAAGCCUGCCCAGUUACACACAAAAUUUGGGUUGACUGGAAAAAUACUGGAAUCUUUGGGCACCCAUGGGAAAAUGAAAUGCCUCUUUAGUAACGUCUUGAAGCAGCACGACAAGGUUUUUAUCUUUUUGUACAAGCGAGUUUAUCCGAUGUGGUUUCCCCCCACGUGGGGCGGCGACCCCCGCUUGGGCCCCGAUGAUAAGCCCGUGCAGCGCAAGAUGAAGCGGUGAAGCGUAGCGCAAAUGGCAAGCUUAAAUGGCAAGCUUAAAUGGCAAGCCCAAAUGGUAAGCCCAAAUGGUAAACUCAAAUGGGCUUUAUGUGCCCCUCCCCAACAACAGCCAUUCGCAGCUGCGCGCUCUGUGUGCUAAAUUCGUUUUUUGAUUUGGACAGGCGAAUAUUCAUUCAGGCGCGCUCCCGCACGUAGCAAAAAUAACGCAGGAGUGGCCGAUUCAUCGCAAUUGUUUAGUUCAAGUAGACCGAAAAAUAGCGGCAUUUUACAGUUUGUCACAAAGUGUGUGUAACCUGCAAUACUCUUUAAAAAAAGAAAAAUGCUUUUAAAAAGAGGAUUGAAAAGGUGGGAAAGUA
Messenger RNA from Plasmodium vivax (malaria parasite P. vivax), 3964 nucleotides. RefSeq lists its product as hypothetical. Gene Ontology annotation, cellular component: nucleus; preribosome, small subunit precursor. Bases 595 to 3609 code for a protein of 1004 amino acids. Gene Ontology annotation, molecular function: GTPase activity; GTP binding; U3 snoRNA binding. NCBI's taxonomy places the organism in Eukaryota, Apicomplexa, Aconoidasida, Haemosporida, Plasmodiidae. The record is from RefSeq and is a predicted model, not a curated record. The transcript has a single exon. Gene Ontology annotation, biological process: maturation of SSU-rRNA from tricistronic rRNA transcript (SSU-rRNA, 5.8S rRNA, LSU-rRNA); ribosome biogenesis; endonucleolytic cleavage of tricistronic rRNA transcript (SSU-rRNA, 5.8S rRNA, LSU-rRNA).